Molecule: messenger RNA, 1885 nt
Organism: Amphiprion ocellaris (clown anemonefish)
Lineage: Eukaryota; Metazoa; Chordata; Actinopteri; Pomacentridae
Gene: h3f3c
Product: H3 histone, family 3C
Exons: 4
Coding region: 175-585 (136 amino acids)
Cellular component (GO): nucleosome
Molecular function (GO): structural constituent of chromatin; protein heterodimerization activity; DNA binding
Source: RefSeq, a predicted model, not a curated record
CGUUGGCAUUGCAUUAUGGGAGACAGAUGAUUGACACGGGCGCCAUUUUGCUCCUGCUCUCUGCUUCCAUUGUGUGAGAGAUAGUAAAUAUCUGACACUGCCAGACAACCACAACACACUUGUAUCUUCGCGAAGAAAAAGCGUCAAAUUCACCCUCGGUGAUACUCUGUCGUAAUGGCUCGUACCAAGCAGACUGCUCGUAAGUCCACUGGAGGAAAGGCUCCUCGUAAGCAGCUGGCCACCAAGGCUGCCCGUAAGAGUGCCCCCUCCACCGGUGGUGUCAAGAAGCCGCAUCGUUACAGGCCCGGUACUGUGGCUCUGAGAGAGAUCCGUCGGUACCAGAAAUCCACUGAGCUGCUGAUCCGUAAGCUGCCCUUCCAGCGCCUGGUGAGGGAGAUCGCUCAGGACUUCAAGACUGACCUGCGUUUCCAGAGCGCUGCCAUUGGAGCCCUGCAGGAGGCCAGCGAGGCGUACCUGGUGGGUCUGUUCGAGGACACUAACCUGUGUGCCAUCCAUGCCAAGCGUGUCACCAUCAUGCCCAAAGACAUCCAGCUGGCACGUCGCAUUCGUGGAGAGCGCGCUUAGACGGCCUCUCUGAUGUUUCAGCUGCGUCCUGUUUUUCUUUACCCGUCCCUGUCUUCGCUCCUUCGUCUUACCCCCGCCACCCAUCCCCACCCAUCCCCAUCGCCCUCCGCCCCCAGCCUGCCCACCUUCUCAGUAGACUUUAGAGUAAUCCUGAUUAUGAAGAGAUAGAAAUAUGUUGAAGUCUGGUCUCUCAUAGGUUUUUUUUUGUCUUCACCAAAUGUUUUUAGGGUACCUUUUUUGUGCAUGUAAAAUGUUUGGCAGAUCAAACGCGCAUGUGCACACAUACUCAAACGUGCAUCGUCGUGUUUGGGUGGUGCUUCGGAACGUGAAGCCCACCCGUGAGCUCGCCUGGAUUCUUACAGGGUAGGAGGUCAGUGGGUGCAGUUUGUGUGGCGAACAGAGUCGAAGCAGAGGGGCAUGGCCAAGGGACUAGUCUGCUUAAGGGGAGCUGCAACUUCCACAGCAGGGUGCUAUUAAAACUAGUCCUGAGGCCUCUGCCCCCUCUGGACACCCUUCCUCUCCCGCCCAGUCCCUCGGCACCCCAACUCUGUUGUUGCUCUGUAGGUGCAGCCACAUGGCUCGCCUUACAUUUUCAGUCCUCCUUCCCCUGCGUUACCUGCUCUGGGAGGGGACGGACUGCUGCUCUGUUUGUGUGGACCUGUGAGCUCUGAUCUGCCAAACCAGUUGUACUCAACAAACAAGAAUCUCUUGGUUGCUUAAAAAUAUUGAUUAUUGUUGUGGAAAUGGUGUCUAUUUUUUUUACACAUAUAAUUCAUGGAGGAGCAUCUCUUCCUUUACCACUUCAAAAUUAUCAAAGGAGAAAAAAGCAAUUGAUAUUGUCAACAUAAUUAUCAGUCUUUUCUUUAUACAGUGAUGUGAUUUGUUAUAGAAAAUCAGGAAGGGCUUCUCUGUUUUCCAAGGAAACAUCAUUCUAAUGGCAGCCACGCAGCGUGGUGCCUCACCAUCUCCUCUAUUCAAUUGUUCACUGUAGAUCAGUCAACUUUAUGCUUCUGUCUUUAUUGCCACAGAUAGCCAUUAGACCUGUCACAACACUUUGAAUUGACGUUAUAGUGAAAGUUACACUCUGCAUGUUUAGGGUCUGUGUGUCUUCUGCAGUCUCUGUAGAUCUGAGCAUAUAAUCUGUCCCUUUCUCAAAAUUUGUGAUACACAAUAUAACCUCAUAUUUGUUUUCUUUUAUAUUUUUCUUAUUCCUCGAGAUUUUCAGACAUAUAAAUAAGCUGAUCUUUGUAUUUUCCAAAUUUCUCAUAUUAUGGUGGUAAUAAAUAGGUGUUAAAACAAA